Molecule: messenger RNA, 2789 nt
Organism: Macadamia integrifolia
Lineage: Eukaryota; Viridiplantae; Streptophyta; Magnoliopsida; Proteales; Proteaceae
Product: U4/U6 small nuclear ribonucleoprotein PRP4-like protein
Exons: 6
Coding region: 721-2490 (589 amino acids)
Biological process (GO): mRNA splicing, via spliceosome
Cellular component (GO): U4/U6 x U5 tri-snRNP complex
Molecular function (GO): U6 snRNA binding; U4 snRNA binding; protein binding
Source: RefSeq, a predicted model, not a curated record
CUAUAUAUUGUUAGGAAAUCUUAAACGGAGCCUUCUCAUCGUCUUCAUGGCAAUGUUCUUCUUUUCUUCUUCGUCUUACUCCAGCUUCUCCUCUGGCGAUCACAACUUUGCCUUUGCAGAUCACCCUCACAGUUAAAACUGAAAACGUUUAAGAAACUGAAGUAAAUUUGGCAGCCCCAUCCCCCUCUGUUCCUUCCCCCAAUCCCCACCCCCCACUUUCGCACCCUAGCCAUCGCCCUCACUCCAAACCGCGGUGGAUCCCUUGCCGCCGCUACUCCCCACAAACCCACCCCUGACGCAACAGAGGUGAUGAAUUGCGGAAAACCAACAAAAAGUUCUCUAUUAUCCUUUAUGGGUUCAUCCAACCCAACGUCGGACGAUUGAUUUCUAAGCAGCUGGACAAGGUGGGGCGACAUUAGAGCUCCACAGUGGAGACAGUUGCAGACGGAUUGAGCAACGAAUGGUUAAAUGCAUUCUAAAAAAGAACGGUUAAGAUUAGUCUAGAAGUAGAUUAACGGUUGAGAUUAAUUGUGGUGUACUCAUCCCUGAAAGAAAUAGAAGGGUUAGUGGUAAAAUGGUCAAUGGAAGAAAAACACUUCAACUGAAAGAAAGAGAGAGCCGUUGCCAUUACAGAACACACCUCUUACUCACCAUCACUCAGGCCUCAAGAGUCCAGCCGGAGAAGACGACAAGCAGUGGGAGUCCUCCUCUCUCAGCAUCAUGGAAGAAGAAGAAAACCCCAAUACAAGCACCUCUCUUUCAGAUCCCUCUACAACAGAUGUACUUGUUAAUGAUCCGACUUCAUCUCCAGCCACUAAUCUUCCUCUUGUGCCACCUCCAGUCCCCACUGUUCCUCCUGUUGUUGUUGCAACACCAGCACCGCUUCCCCAACCUAUAAUUACACCAACAAUGCCACCACCAAUUAUGCCACCUAUAGCUCCAAUAUCCUCAAUACCUCCUCCCCCAGUUCCCCGCCCUUUGGCACCACUUCCCAUUCGUCCACCAGUCAUCCGUCCCCUUGUCCCACAAAACACUGAAGCAAAUGGCUCUGAUUCGGAUUCAGACCAUGAUACUGCUCAUGGUUCAUCUGCGGAUUAUGAGAUAUCAGAAGAGAGUAAACAGGUCCGAGAGAGGCAGGAAAAAGCAAUGCAGGAACUUCUGAUGAAGCGACGUGCUUAUGCUCUUGCUGUGCCCACUAAUGACUCAGCUGUCCGUGCUCGUCUCCGUCGGCUUGGUGAGCCAAUUACAUUUUUUGGAGAAAGGGAAAUGGAAAGGAGGGAGAGGUUACGGAUGAUUAUGGUGAAGCUUGAAACUGAAGGACAGUUGGAGAAGUUGUUAAAGGCUCAUGAGGAUGAGGAGGCUGCUACUGCUGCAGCGGUGGGUGAGGGUGAUGCAGAAGGGCCUCAAGAGUACCCAUUUUUUACUGAAGGGUCAAGGGAACUUUUAGAGUCUCGAGUUUAUAUUGCUAAGUAUUCGAUUGUGAAGGCUGCCUUGCGGCUUGAACGUGAGAGGAGGAGAAGGAAUGAUCCAGAUGAAGAUCUUGAUGCAGAGAUGGAUUCAGCUCUGAAACAGGCAGGUACCUUGGUCCUUGACUGCAGCGAAAUUGGUGAUGAUCGACCACUCUCGGGGUGUUCCUUUUCUCGAGAUGGGAAGCUACUUGCCACCAGUGCUUUGAGUGGAGUUGCUAAAUUGUGGGGCAUGCCUCAAGUAAAUAAGGUCACUGCUUUAAAGGGUCACACAGAGCGUGCAACCGACGUUGCAUUUUCUCCUGUCCAAAACAUUAUAGCAACUGCUUCUGCUGAUCGGACUGCUAGGUUAUGGGACACUGAAGGUUCUGUUCUUAGGAAAUUUGAGGGCCAUCUGGAUCGUCUUGCCCGUCUCGCAUUCCAUCCAUCCGGGAAGUACUUAGGAACAGCUAGCUUUGAUAAGACUUGGAGGUUGUGGGAUGUUGACUCUGGUGUUGAGUUGCUUCUUCAAGAAGGUCAUAGCAGGAGCGUUUACGGGAUAUGUUUCCACCAUGAUGGAUCUUUAGUGGCAUCGUGUGGAUUAGAUGCACUUGUUCGAGUAUGGGACCUCCGUACUGGAAGAAGCAUUCUUGCUUUUGAAGGCCAUGUUAAGCCGGUCUUAGGAAUCAGCUUUUCUCCCAAUGGGUAUCAUUUAGCCUCUGGUGGUGAGGAUAAUACCUGCCGAAUCUGGGAUUUGAGAAAGAAGAAAUCCUUGUACAUAAUACCAGCUCACUCAAACCUUAUCUCACAAGUAAAAUUUGAGCCCCAGGAAGGAUAUUUUCUGGCAACUGCUUCAUAUGAUAUGACAGCUAAGGUGUGGUCAGCUCGAGACUUCAAACCUGUCAAGACAUUAUCUGGACAUGAAUCAAAAGUCACAUCAUUAGAUAUAGUGGGAGAAGGACAUCUUGUGACGGUGGCGCAUGAUCGAACUAUCAAGCUAUGGUCAAGCAGAAAUGAGAAGGAAAAUGAUAUGGAUGUUGAUUAAGUGUAACCACUCUGUUUCCUCUUGCCAUUUCAAGGAAAUUAAUGUUGGCUUCUGAUGCCCUUUUGGUUUAACAUCCUAAUAUAAUCUGGAUUUUGCUUAAAAUAGGGGAAGGGGGUGGGAAGGGAAAGCAUCUUCAGGAAUCCUGAGUUUGUGAUGUUGAUUGAAAAUUGUCUUCUGGAUUCCAUGUUUUAAAAAGCUUUUGAGGUUCAUACUUGGGAUUCUUGACACGAGGCUGUGUCCUGAAGGUUUACUAACUUGGGUUUAUUAACUUGAAGCUGAGGUCCCUUAAAUUUUGUUCA